Penicillium malachiteum is the source of this 1776-nucleotide messenger RNA. RefSeq lists its product as uncharacterized. Gene Ontology annotation, cellular component: nucleus. The record is from RefSeq and is a predicted model, not a curated record. Lineage: Eukaryota; Fungi; Ascomycota; Eurotiomycetes; Eurotiales; Aspergillaceae. The transcript has 5 exons. Bases 1 to 1776 code for a protein of 591 amino acids.
AUGUUUCGUACAGAUCUUAAUACCGGGAUCGCCAGUCCUGACGCCGAGUCUCUGCGCUCGUUUACAGAGACGUUGCCAGAUGAGUACCAUGAGUGGGUUACGGAAUCUGGGAGAACAUCCAGGUGCGAUCAAUACGCCCAGGAUGCGCGCUGCUCAUUACUGACGAAUAAUACGAAGAGACGGUUUUCCCCCCCACCUCAGGCAUCCAUCAAGAACAUCCGACGCAAUGUCGCAGCAGCAGAUCUUGUGACAACGAGUGAUCUGCCCCUGCUGCAGGAGAUGAACCCAAAUGAGGACCGAGAAGAGUUUCAUCCUUUUAAUGAUGACGGCGCUUCCUAUGAUCUUAUUGCGCCCUUCGAGGGUAGUGAGGCGCCUCUGCAUAAACUGGAGCGUCUUUCCGAUGUCAUGUUCGGAACUGAACAUAUGUUAACAAUUCUCAACACUCCGCGCUGGCUAGUUCGGUUUCGCGACUUUCUUCUGGAAGAACGGCCGCGCUCAAUCUCCACUCUUACCUACUACCUCAACGCUGUUAAAGCUCUCAAAGCGAUUGAGUAUGCGAACGCGCUGGUCCGAUUAUCCACAGAUGUGCCACCUCCAGCUGUCCAAAUUGUUCAAACAGGAACACAGGCUGUCGGAAUCACUACCAACCAGGUCCUGGAGCAGCGCGUCAUAGAUGGCUUGCAUGCCUUGACAGCUGAAGAGCUGCCCGCCUUUAUCGCAGCAAGGUGCAUCAGCAUUACUAGCAAGAUUGUGGAAGAGCGCAUUCGCGGCACACUACCACUAAAGUUCCGAGAUACAUCCAAUGCGCUAGCUGAGGUUUUUUGUCUCACAGACCCAACGCGCCCUGAUAACCCAAUCAUUUUUGCAUCUGAAGAAUUUCAUCGAACAACGCAGUACGGCAUGGACUAUGUGCUUGGACGCAACUGCCGAUUCUUGCAAGGGCCCAAGACGAACAAAAACAGUGUUCGGCGUAUCCGAGAAGGCAUUGAAGAAUGCCGGCAUCACUCCGAGCUCUUCCUAAACUAUCGCCGCGACGGAUCCCCAUUCAUGAACCUCCUCCAAUGCUCCCCUCUUUGUGAUAGCCAAGGCCGUGUCAAGUACUUCAUCGGUGCGCAAAUCGAUGUGUCAGGAUUCACCCUUGGUGGCGCACAAAUGGAAUCUCUGAUUGAACUACAAUCCCGAUACCGCGACCCUGAUGAGGAAAGCAUUGCUGAGAUGCCCGAACCCCCACACAAGGACGAGUUUCAACAGCUCGCAGAGCUGUUUAGCCCUAAGGAGUUGACGGCUGCACAAGAGUACGGCGGUGAUCUCUUCCAGCCACCGAACGGCAGAGCAUCUAGUCGGGGUAAUCGAACCUGGUUACAGCGUGGAGGCUCUGUCGACAGCGAAACAGAGGCAAUUCGACUGCGAGACAUGAAGUCACCAUUACUGCGUGGAUCCUUGGCCGGUGUUUAUGAGAAUUAUUUGCUUGUCCGACCAUACCCAUCACUUAAAGUUAUUUUCACAUCACCCUCACUUCAGAUCCCUGGCAUGCUUCAGUCGUCUUUUAUGUCCCGUAUCGGUAGCUCGUCUGCCGUAAAGGAUGAGCUCACACAAGCAAUGAUGAAUGGACGCAGUGUCACUGCUCGAAUCAAGUGGGUCACUCGAUUUAACACCGACGGUCGUAACCGUUGGGUUCACUGCACUCCUCUCUAUGCCAGUAACGGAGAGGUAGGAGUCUGGAUGGUUGUGAUCGUGGACGAUGAUGAAGAAACAAUGCCUAAUUGGAGGGGCUAG